AUGGACCCAUACGAAUCAAACCAAAAGUUAUAUAGAAGAAAAGCAUGGAAACUUUCAGAGAAUACCGUCAUAGUCACGACAUAUAUAUUUCUUUUGCUCGUGACAGGCAGCUGCCAGAAUAUUCAAAAUGAAAAAUUAAGUCAUAUGGAUAGCUCUAUUAAAUUAGAUGAUAGAGUAGAUUCGACUAGUUGCCAUAGCUGUCAAAGUAGUAGUAGUAAUAAAAUUAAUAAUGUAAAUAAUGAAGAGAAAGUUCCAAAGGAAAAUAACUUUUUCGCCAAUAUAUUAGAUGCAAUUAGCACCUUCUCUGAAAAAUAUGUAUUUGUAAACAGCACAGAGAGACAGUUACAGAACGUAUUAGAAAAAUUUGUAGAUGACGCUCUCAAUCAAGAUAAUUAUGAAAUAUUCGAAGGUGUUGAAAUUAAAGCGAUAGAUAAGAAUAAAAUAAAACCAAAAGAAAGCCUUGAACAUAAAGAAGUAGGGAGAGCAUUAUUCAGCACAUACACUUACGAAUAUAGACUAUUUCAGAAAAUAAAACAUUUUGUUGAUACCCACAUACUAUCCAUAAAUCUUCCAAAAGCUGCACGACUUGUAGGAUUUAGAUCAUUCGGACUAAAAAAGUUGUUCUUACCACUCCUCAUCGGUGCUCAAAUUUUCAAGAGUAUUCUGCUAGCCAUGUUUUUGCCGAGCAUAUUAGGAAGUUUCGGCAAAAUCUUAGGCAAAGGUAUAUCCCAAAUAUCAGCUGCAUCCAGUCAAGCAAGCUAUCCACCAGCCAAUGGCGAUGAUCAAACCGCCUAUAACAAUGAUAAUAAAGACUUUAUGGGAUACGAAACAAAUCCAGCAGCGACAUACGCCUACUCCCAAGACGAAUUGUAUGGAAAUGCGAACGAUGUGAACGAUCUUUCUAACAUCGAUAUGUCUCGGUUUGGUGUCGGCGGCCAAAAAGCCUCUUACCUGCCCAGCAAAAAUAGCUAUUAUAAGAAUCAAAUGGCUACGAACAAUAAUUAUAAGAUAUUUCAGAAAAUACCUGCAUCAUCUAUGAUCCUGAGCAAUUACGAUCCGUUUUAUUCUCCGUUGCUUUCACGGCUCGAUGGCAUCUUCGCUAGACUUGGUUUAGUUCCAUCCGAUCCACCAACCGAGGAAAGUACAAUGAUAGGCGGUCAGAGCCUCAGCGAUGUGAAAUUAGAGGCCUGUCGGGAACAAUUAAUCUGCCUCAUGUAUGCAAGCCCGGCGAAAUAUGCCCCGUACAGUAAUUUAGUGUCGGCGCAGUUAAGCAGGGAGCUAAACGAGCUUAGACGCCCAGUGUCGGAUAAUCCAGAAAUAUUACGUUUCUUCCGAUACAUGAGAGCAGCGAGAAGAGGCCAAGAGGGAGAUGACUGUAUCCAGACUCACUCUGCCUGUGCUGUAUCCACACCUUCACAUACAAUGAUAGCUGCAUACCACGAUAUAAACAAACUUGUUACGGCUAGAAAACUUCAAAAU
Molecule: messenger RNA, 1479 nt
Organism: Brenthis ino (lesser marbled fritillary)
Lineage: Eukaryota; Metazoa; Arthropoda; Insecta; Lepidoptera; Nymphalidae
Source: the annotation of a GenBank genome assembly